Molecule: messenger RNA, 2118 nt
Organism: Cyclopterus lumpus (lumpfish)
Lineage: Eukaryota; Metazoa; Chordata; Actinopteri; Perciformes; Cyclopteridae
Gene: fam3a
Product: FAM3 metabolism regulating signaling molecule A
Exons: 10
Coding region: 346-1038 (230 amino acids)
Source: RefSeq, a predicted model, not a curated record
AGACUCAGUGGGAACGAGCGAUAUACGGAAGACGCGACAGUUUGGAAUAUACUUUUUUUAUUCCCAUGCUUGUGAAGUGCGAAGUGGCGUCAUACGACUUGUGUAAAUAAUCGACUGGGGUUAUUGAUUACAUCACUUCUUCUCAUUGAAAUCUGAUUGACAGCAGAGGAGCCUCGAUGAGGAAACAGCGGAAGAAAUAACCCCAAGUCCCUUGUGGCGAGAGCAACAGCUCCUCUCUACCGGUCAUUGACGUUACAUGCUAGCGAAGCUGAGGAGGAAAGGGCAGUAACGGUACUCGCCUGAAGCGUGGACAGUGGACACAGUAGGUUUGUGAGACGGUGAAUCAUGAGAUUGACAGUUCCCCUUAGAGCUGUGGCUGUGCUGCUGUUGGUGGGGCUCACCUGGCUCUUAGUAAACACAUUAUUUGGAGGGGCGAGUGGUUCAUCUGUGCGGCAUUUCUUCAGCGGUGCAAGCGAGAAACCAACAGUUGCUGAAACCCGCCCUCGACGGUAUAAAUGUGGACUUUCAGCUCCCUGUCCCCCAAAACAUUUGGCGUUCCGCUUGGUGUCCGGUGCGGCCAAUGUCAUAGGGCCCAAGAUCUGCCUGGAGGACAAGAUGUUAAUGAGCAGUGUGAAGAACAAUGUUGGCAGAGGACUCAACAUAGCUUUGGUGAAUGGGGUAACUGGAGAGCUUUUGGAUACAAAGCCCUUUGAUAUGUGGGCAGGAGAUAUUUCCGACCUGUUGAAGUUUAUCCGGCCGCUCCAUGAAGGAACACUCGUGUUUGUGGCUUCCUUUGAUGACGCAGCGACAAAGAUGAACGACGAGUCUCGGCGACUGUUUGACGAUCUUGGGAGCACAGCAGUGAGGGAGCUGGCCUUUAGAGACAGCUGGGUGUUUGUUGGAGCCAAGGGCAUCGAGAACAAGAGUCCCUUUGAGCAGCGUAUGAAGAACAGUAAGAACAGCAACAAGUAUGAAGGCUGGCCUGAGUCUCUGGAGAUGGAUGGCUGUAUUCCUCUGCGGCCACCCCUGGAAGGAUAGCUCUGCCUGCUACUCUCUCGCACACAGUACAGUCACACCUGGGGUGGCAGCAGUGGCUCCAAAUGAAUAUUGAAAAAGACAGGAAAUGGCUGAAUGACAGAAAUCUCCCACAAUCUGGGCCCCAAACAUCAUUUGAUUUCCCCUCUUGUGGCAGAGGCAGGAGUUGACUGUAAGGAUUUUCUUGGGACUUAAUGUAUUUAAAAUUACUGUAACUUGUUAUAAAGGAUUUGUGCAUUAAGCUUUGUCAGCUAUUUUUGAGCAGACAUAAUAUUGUAGAAACAAGGAAAUUGUUUGUCAGGUGACGAGAAACUUGAUUGGCCAAAUGUUUGAUGACCAAAGUUGAUCGUUGACUAAUGAAUGAAUGCAGCUGGAGUAGGUCUUCCAAAGCCAUUGUAGGAAAUGGAAAUGUUUCCUCUCUGCAAGCCUGUCUGUCUGUAAGGUGUCAAUCUGCAGGCAAAAUACACACCUGACUGGAAACCCAAUCCAAGUCAACAUAAGUAAAACCUUUGAGGUACAGUAAUAGUUUAAAUGUCAGACCAAGCACCAGGUCUUUUGUCACUUUCUAAUCCGUUGAUAUACUUUCAUUGUGUUGAUACACAUUUCACUGAUAUUGUUAUGUCUAGUUUUAGCUGCCAUUGCUUCCUUAGAACUUGACACACUCCAGUUAUCGCUUGCUCCAUGUUUACAGGUCAUUUCCCUUUGAUGAAACUAUUUAUUUUUAUAUUUUUAGAAAAAGCACAAGAGAGUCAUGGUGUGGGUUCAUCGUAUCACUGCCCAUGGAUACAAUGUUGUAUAAGGCCUGCAAGCAAUCUUCCAAACCGAGUGCUUUGUUUAAAGAUUCAACCUGUGUGUGUGUGUGUGUGGUUGUGUAUGCUGUUGUUUAAUGUAUCUGCCUGACCUCUUGCAAGCCUAACAAUGAAGGAAAUAUAUAUAUAAACAAUUACAAUAUGUUACUGGAUGGUUAGAUGUUAAUUUUACCGGCCUUUGUUUAAUGUAACCUCAAAGUGUUUGUAUACACAGCCUCACCUUCAGUCUUUAUAAUGUGACAACAAUAAUCAUGAAUAAAACGCUCCGAAUGUU